Messenger RNA from Neurospora tetraspora, 1197 nucleotides. RefSeq lists its product as uncharacterized. The coding region runs from base 1 to 1197 and encodes 398 amino acids. The transcript has 5 exons. The record is from RefSeq and is a predicted model, not a curated record. Lineage: Eukaryota; Fungi; Ascomycota; Sordariomycetes; Sordariales; Sordariaceae.
AUGUUGUCUUCUGCAUCCGAUCUGCUUGUUAUUGGCAGCCUCAUCGAGGCCGCUGUUGUGGGAGCAAGCCCCAUCUUUGCUCGGGAUGGUCCCUCGCCGUUGCUGCCAUAUGAUAGCAACGCCUCUCAAUACUGCACUGGGUGGGUUGAUGUAACGUCGGACAUCUCAUGUCCCACGCUACUCGACGACAACUACAUCACUCUUGAGGAGUUCCGCCGCUGGAACCCGUCCAUCACAGCUGACUGUGGAAACCUGGUUGUUGGGAAAUCCUACUGCGUGGAGGCUUACAACGAGCCUGCCCCGGCCCCCCUCACAACCACGACGACCACGACUUCAUCCUCAACCACGGCCGUGACUACCACCUCCACCACUACAACCCUCAAAACCAGCACCACCACCACCACGCAGCCCCCAACCACCACCAUUCCCUCCAACGGAAUCACGACGCCCUCUCCGGCCCAGCCCUUCAUCGUCUCCAACUGCGACAAGUUCUACCUGGUCAAGGCCGGCGACACGUGCGACGCCAUCACCCAGUCCCACGGCAUCACGCUCGCCCAAUUCCUAGCAUGGAACCCGAGCGCGGGCUCGGCAUGCACCGGUCUGUGGGCCAACGCCUAUGCCUGCGUGUCCAUCAUCGGCCAUGAGCCUACUAUCAUCACCACCAUUGCCACCACUACUACGACCGCUGGAAACGGCAUCGCCACCCCGACCCCGAUCCAGCCCAACAUGGUGGCCAACUGCGACAGCUUCUACAAGGUCAACUCGGGCGACACGUGCGACGUGAUCGCGGCCAAGAGCGGCAUCUCGAGUGCGCAGAUCAUCUCGUGGAACCCGUCGGUUGGGAGCGGGUGCACCAGUUUGUGGCUCGAUUACGUGAGUUCAUAUUCUUUUUUUUUCUUUUUUUUUUUCUGGUUUCCUUUCCUUUCCUUUUUUUGUUUGUCGUCACUCUACAUCUGCAUCUCCAUCGUCGGCCACACCCCCACCACCACCACAACCACCAAGGCGGCCACUACAACGACAAAAACCGGCAACGGCAUCGCCACGCCCACGCCCAUCCACUCGGGCCAGACCUGCGAGACCAUCGUGGCCAAGUACAAGAUCACGCUGGCCAACUUUGUGAAGUGGAACCCGGCCGUCGGGGGCACCGCGUGCACGGGGCUUUGGGCGAAUACUUAUGCUUGCGUUGCUGUCCUUUGA